ACGGCCGGAGGACGUUUCUGGCGACUAGCCUCUUUCUACAUUUCGCGUUUUCGAAAUAAAUAACAACGAAGCGGCGGGUGUCGCGGGGCAGUGUGUUGUGUCGAACCGCCGUGCGCGAUCGUACACGUUGCGAGUGACAGUUGGUCUAGUCUUUUUUGAAAAGGGUGUGGGCCACGACGCCAGUGGAAACAUUUAGUGGGACAGUUCAGAAUCCGAGUGCUCGGAGCCUGAGGAGUCAAAUGAGUUUGGGGCCAUCUUAAGGCCCGAGAUCUGCGUGAUGGACACUGUGGACAGUGCCAGCAAGCGGCAAGCUAUUCGUGUCUACAAGAAAUCCAGCGUCAAUGGAAAGAUCACGGUAUACCUUGGAAAAAGAGAUUUCGUCGAUCACAUAACCCACGUUGAUCCUAUAGCCGGGAUCGUGCUGAUUGACCCGGACUACGCGAAGGAUCGCAAGGUCUUCGGCCACGUUCUCGCCGUGUUCAAGUACGGCCGAGAGGAUCUGGACGUCCUAGGAUUAACAUUUCGCAAGGACCUCUAUCUAGCCUCCGAACAGAUUUAUCCAGUGCUGCCCGGUGCUCAACAGAGGAAGCUGACACGGCUACAGGAGAAGCUGAUCAAGAAAUUAGGGAGCAAUGCUUAUCCGUUCUACUUCGAGCUUCCGCCCCAUUGUCCGGCGUCGGUGACGCUGCAACCGGCGCCAGGGGAUACGGGCAAACCAUGCGGCGUCGACUACGAAUUGAAAGCGUUCGUUGGCGAGACGCAGGACAACAAGCCGCUAAAACGAAACUCGGUGCGUCUGGCGAUCCGGAAGAUCAUGUACGCACCGUCUAAGCAAGGCGAACAGCCAACCGUCGAGGUGAACAAAGAGUUCGUGAUGUCGCCUAACAAACUUCACCUGGAGGCGUCUCUUGACAAGGAGUUGUACCAUCACGGUGAGAACAUCUCCGUGAACGUGUACAUCGCGAACAACAGCAACCGGACGGUGAAGAAGAUCAAAGUGUCUGUGAGGCAGUUCGCGGAGAUCUGUUUGUUCUCCACCGCGCAGUACAAGUGCACGGUCGCUAUGGCGGAGAGCGAGGAGGGGUGCCAAGUGGGGCCAGGUUUCACGCUGAGCAAAGUGUUCUCUCUGACACCGCUUCUCGCCAACAACAAAGAUAAAUGGGGGCUUGCCCUCGAUGGCCAGAUCAGAGAUGAGGACACCAAUCUGGCGUCCAGCACCCUUGUGGCGGACCCCUCGCAACGCGAGAACCUCGGGAUCAUCGUCCAGUACAAAGUAAAAGUGAAACUCUGCUUGGGACCGCUUGCAGGGGAAUUAGUGGCGGAGCUGCCGUUCAUCUUGAUGCAUCCGAAACCGGAAGAAGAGGAACCUGCGCCACCCACAGCGCGGCCAAGUCCCACACAGAAGGUGGAUAGUAGUGAGAUACCGCUCGGCACGAACCUGAUUCAAUUGGACACGGAGGCGGACGGUGACGACGAUAUAAUCUUCGAGGAUUUCGCGCGUCUCAGGCUGAAAGGCGAGACGGACGCCUGACUUACAUGGUUCCAACACUUCAGCAGCGUCGCGACGCCAGCGAAGGCGGACCAGUUGAUUCUGUACUCAUAAGAAAUCGAGCGAUCGCUGAAAGAGAAACGGGAACCAUGGGUCCUUAUGGAGACUUUCUUCUGUUUCGCUGUCUGUCGAUGCUCGACGAAGAGAGAUUUGUAUCCCUAAAAUCGUGUGGUCAACACAGUCCAUCAGAGAUUUCCAUUUAAUCGUUGAAACGUCACCUCCGGAAUGGUACUAAUCGCCGUACAGAGAAUAGCAUACACACACACACAUACACAAUCCUGAGGAGAUUAUCCAAGAUGUGAAGCAACAGAGAGAGAGAGAGAGAAAUAUAUGUUUACGUUUCGACGCAUCUCAUUUGUGACAAGGAAGGCAUCGAAGACUGAAUACAUCGUCGAGGGAGGUUUAUCCAAGAGAAAACCUUAGCUAAUGACGUAUAUAUUUAUUACUAGAUCAAUUGAGAAGAUAUAAUAAUCGAAAGAGAAACGCAUCUUUUUUUUUCUUUGCUGGCGAGACAAAAAGUCUUCGGUGAGACUAUAAACGCACACACACACGCACACAUGUACACACACACAGAUUUCUGUAAUUUUAAUCACAUGGCCAGUAUACCGGUAGAGUUCAUCCUGUCAGGCACAUUUUCAGGUGAACGUUUUCUGCGCCGAUCAAAGGGAACUGGUCGCCUUCGACAGCCCCAGAACACGUUCACCGCUAUUUAUUUUCGUUUCCGUACUGUUAUAAAUAUGUAAGUAAGUUAACUUAGUCUUUGGAUGAGUCAUCGUGCGUAGAGUCCUCUCGAACUUCCUCUCCGAUCCCAUUAUCAUUGCCUAUUGGCUCGAAGGCAAUGAACUUUGCGGGUUCAAUUUCGUAGGCCCAGAUGGUGUGUCAGGAAUUGGAGGAAGCAAUUCUAUUCCACGGAUACAAUUGUCAGACAUCUGGGUUUGUUGUCGAUCGAAGCUACUUCCAGAGCUAAACUACAGAUGUAACUUUGUCAAUAAUCAGACAACGUUUCCUAAAUAGUUCGUAUCGGAGAUCUCGGUCGCUCCUUUUUCCUGCUGUUUAACAAUCCUAACGACACUUUGGAACGAUACCGAUGCUCUUUACCAAAACUAAAAGCGGAAGCCAGUUGUUAAGCGAAAUCUAUCUCCCUGCAUUUCUCACGAGUAGGGGAUUCGUCCUGCUUUUUAUCAUUCCUGGCGAAGAAA
This is a messenger RNA of Habropoda laboriosa, 2748 nucleotides long. RefSeq names its product beta-arrestin-1 (gene krz). Gene Ontology annotation, molecular function: G protein-coupled receptor binding. Gene Ontology annotation, biological process: G protein-coupled receptor internalization; signal transduction. Bases 278 to 1531 code for a protein of 417 amino acids. Gene Ontology annotation, cellular component: cytoplasm. The transcript has 8 exons. The record is from RefSeq and is a predicted model, not a curated record. NCBI's taxonomy places the organism in Eukaryota, Metazoa, Arthropoda, Insecta, Hymenoptera, Apidae.